GUGGACAGUUACCAGGGCAACAAGACGCCCCUGACAACACACCAUGGCCUCUCUAACAGCAAAGGACGUGCAGAGGAUUGCCAAAAUUGAGAAAAACGAAGGUGUACGCCGCCUGAAUGAACAUUUCCAGUGGAAUGAGUUUGUGGGAGAUUGCCAGAGGCAGCACCUGCAUCAGGAGUUUGUCUACGAUGUCUUGAUGUUUGCGGUGAAGCGUGGAUUCCCUUGGACAGCCGCGGUUGAAGUAGCAAAGAUGUCAAAGGACCUACUGCCAGAUCUAAAAGGUAUGGAGAGAGACCUGGCCAUAGAGUCCAUUGCAGAGCGUGUGUCACUGUGUCUACCCAGCCUUUCACCAGACCAUCGCAGUGCCGUUUUCAACUACAUCGCAGAGGCCUACACAAGCCACCACCGCCUGUACCAGGCCUACCUGACCACGCCUGCUGCCAAGCCCCCCGUUACCCAGCUGAGAGUGGAGGUAGGGCAGUCAUGGGUUCCCCCGGAGCCCCUGAAGCUAGGCGAGGGCAUGAACGCCAGCGAGUGGGAGAAGAGGGAGGGGGUGCGGAGGCUCUCCGAGGCGCAGGAGGAGAAUCUGCUGGAGAUCCGGCAGCUAAGGGAGCAGGCGGGCCAGAUGCUGCUGCAGGAGACGCUCGAGGCCACCCUGGAGGAUUUCAACAGGCCACCGGAGGGCAGCCUGGGAAAACAGGAGCUGGCGAGAAUAAUCCGCGAGGUCUUGCAAGCCCAGGGGGAGAAGGUGCUGGAGCGCAUGAUGAAAGAAGCUGCUCUCAGCCAGGAACUACUGCAACUGAAAAUACAGGCCAAGACCAUCGCUCGGCCGACAGACACCAGCGUUACUUCAAACCAACAAAAAACAAAGAAGUAGCAACCUAGGAGCCCCCCCAACACAUGUUGAUGCCACAUGAUCUAAGACUGAAGAUAUUUUCUGCAGAAGUAUCAUUUAUAGUACAUGUUACAAUGAUUAUGGAAUAAAGAUGAAAGUUAUGGUUCCUUCAGGGGAAAAAAAGA
This is a messenger RNA of Engraulis encrasicolus (European anchovy), 1020 nucleotides long. RefSeq names its product chromosome 19 C8orf74 homolog (gene c19h8orf74). Bases 44 to 877 code for a protein of 277 amino acids. The record is from RefSeq and is a predicted model, not a curated record. Lineage: Eukaryota; Metazoa; Chordata; Actinopteri; Clupeiformes; Engraulidae. The transcript has 5 exons.